AUGACCUCGGAGCAGGAUAUUAUUUUUAAAUCCUUAAGGUUUGUGCCGGAUUUCGACGGCAACCCACAUGUAUUGACUAGAUUUAUAAAAAUUUGUGACGAAUUAGUUAGGCAGUUUAUGCGUGAUGAUCCGCAAGCAUCCUUAUCAAACAUUUCAUUAAUUAAUGGAAUUCUUAAUAAGAUUACAGGACAUGCAGGACGUUUAAUAAAUUCAAAUGGUAUUCCCGAUUCGUGGCAAGGAAUUAGGGACUCUUUAAUAAAUAAUUUUUCCGAUCAACGAGACGAAACCGCGUUGUAUAACGAUAUCGCGUGUCUAACUCAAGGACAAAACUCUCCUCAAGAGUUUUAUGACAAAUGCAAUAACUUAUUUAGUACAAUAAUGACCUAUGUUUCGCUUCACGAAACUAUAGAAACAACUAUUGACGCGAAAAGACAAUUAUAUAGAAAAUUAACACUGCAAGCGUUUAUUCGUGGUCUUAAGGAACCACUAGGGUCACGCAUACGUUGCAUGCGCCCUGAAACAAUAGAGAAGGCCUUAGAGUUUGUACAAGAAGAAUUAAACGUUAUCUAUUUGCAAAAUCGUAACGAUGCUCUACCUAAAUUUCACCACACAUUAAAACCGCAAUCUUCAGUUCAAACGACACACACACCACAACCUUUACUAUAUAAUGUGAAUAAGCACAAUUUACCUUUUCCGAGAAUAAAUACACCUUAUACAUUCCCACAGUUUAAAUCAAGUCAACCUAAUCAUUUUAUGCCUAGAUUCCCUACACGUACACAACAAGUUUUUCGUGCUCCUCCACCUAAUUAUAAUCCUAACAGUAAUUUAUUCCGUUUACCUCCACGUAACCAGGUAGCCCAAAAACAGGGACCUACUCCAAUGAGCGGUGUAAGUCAUUACGUUACUAAGGAGUUACCUUUGACUGGACAUGAUUGGCGUAAGCACGGCAAUCCACCUCCUACAAACUAUUUUAAAAGUAGAGAUUUAAAUGUCAACGAAUGUGUCGAACCCGAUUAUUACGAUUAUUAUGACCAAUACAACCCGACCGUAGAAUAUCCUGACUAUUAUUACUUUGACCCUGACUAUAAUUCGUAUUAUAACUGUGAAGAAAUAGAACAAUCGAAUGAAAUUCCUGACAGUGACGAAUGUGCUCAAGUGACUGAAACUGAAAAUUUUCCGAAAGGCAAGAAUUCAGAAAAGCCAAAAUAG
Molecule: messenger RNA, 1209 nt
Organism: Leptosia nina
Lineage: Eukaryota; Metazoa; Arthropoda; Insecta; Lepidoptera; Pieridae
Source: the annotation of a GenBank genome assembly